This is a messenger RNA of Sebastes umbrosus (honeycomb rockfish), 3065 nucleotides long. RefSeq names its product molybdenum cofactor sulfurase (gene mocos). NCBI's taxonomy places the organism in Eukaryota, Metazoa, Chordata, Actinopteri, Perciformes, Sebastidae. Gene Ontology annotation, molecular function: pyridoxal phosphate binding; molybdenum cofactor sulfurtransferase activity; molybdenum ion binding. Gene Ontology annotation, biological process: Mo-molybdopterin cofactor biosynthetic process. The record is from RefSeq and is a predicted model, not a curated record.
UUAUUGCCCAAUGUUCCUUAUGAUUUCUAAGCUCAGUGUCCCACUUCCACAAAAAGUCAACUUUGUCAGAGUUAGUAACUUUAGCUUAUCAUUAUGUCAACAUGGGCAUAUAGUAUCAGUGAAUAGCCUUGAGACGGUGUGCAGGAGGACUACAGAGGGAGGAGCUGCUCUCCGGACUGAAACAUGUCAAUGAGUAUAGAAGUAGUCUUGUUUGUUGAAACUAACAGCAGCCCGGUCUGCUGCUCUGUAGCUGGUCUGUCUCUCUGUCUGUCUGUCUCUCUGUCUGUCUGUCUGCAGCGCACAGUGUCCAUGGAUUUUCCAAAAACUUUGCACUAUUUGAACACUUUCACGCAGCUGUGGAGUCACUACGGUUAUGGGGGGAACUUACAAGAAGUGAUUGAGCAGGAGUUCACACGGAUUAAAGGACUGUGUCUCUUAUAUUGUAAACAGGAAUAAACAUAUCUGGAUCAUGCAGCAACUACUCUGUACCCCGAGUCUCUGGUCAGGGACUACCUCCAGGACAUUUCAAGGAAUGUGUAUGGAAACCCUCACAGCCAUAACCCCAGCUGCAGACUGACACAUGACACAGUGGAGAGGGUCAGAUACAGGGUAUUGCAGCAUUUUAACGCCACCCCCGAGGAGUACUGUGUGAUUUUCACUUCUGGUUGUACAGCCGCACUCAAAUUAGUGGCUGAGAGCUUUCCCUGGAGGGCACAGACUGAGAGUGAGGCGGGGAGUCACUUCUGCUAUCUCACUGACAGCCAUACCUCUGUAGUUGGCAUGAGAGGAGUGACUUUCUGGACUAAGGGUAGCUGCCCUACCCGUCUCUCCCCGCAGGAAGUGGAAAGCAGAGCGAAGAUGAAGGGUGAAGAUGUUACUUGCCAGACGCCGCACCUCUUCUGCUACCCAGCGCAGAGCAACUUCUCUGGGAGGAAGUAUCCCCUUAGCCAUGUGAGAGGCAUCCAGGCGAGACACCUCUACCCAGCGUGUGACCACCAAGGCCGCUGGUUUGUGCUUCUCGACGCGGCCUCUCAUGUCAGCUGCUCCCCUCUGAACCUACAGGAGUGCCCCGCUGACUUCAUCCCCAUCUCCUUCUAUAAGAUGUUUGGUUUCCCCACAGCUGGGGCCCUUCUUGUCCGCAACGACGCAGCAGGCAUACUAAAAAAGACUUAUUUCGGAGGAGGCACAGCAGCAGCUUACCUUUCUGGAGAAGAUUAUUAUGUGCAGGCGGCAAACAUUUCUGACCGAUUUGAAGAUGGGACUGUGUCUUUCUUAGACAUCAUUGCUUUAAAUCACGGUUUUGAAGCUCUGUACAGGAUCACAGGGGGCAUGCACAACAUUCAGCAGCAUACAUAUGGCUUGGCACGCUACACUUACAUGCUGCUGUCAAGUCUUUGCCAUGGCAACGGGCGACUAGUGGCUCAGAUAUACGAGGGCCAGUUUGAGAGUCCAAGCACACAGGGCGCAAUCCUAAACUUCAACCUCAAGGAUUCUCGUGGACAGAUAAUUGGGUAUUCUCAGGUGGACAGAAUGGCCAGUCUGUACAAUAUCCAUGUGCGUACAGGUUGCUUCUGCAACACCGGGGCCUGUCAGUCCUUCCUCGGGAUCUCCAAUCAGCAGACGAGGAGAAACCUGCAGGCCGGCCACGUCUGCGGAGACAGCAUCGACCUGGUGGACGGCCAGCCGACCGGAUCCGUGCGCGUGUCCUUUGGCUACAUGUCGACAUUUGAAGACUGUCAAAAGUUCCUGAACUUUGUUGCCGAGUGCUUCGUAGAGAAACCAGUCACAGUGGACCGAGUGAGACUAGAGAAGCUGAAAACAGCCACAGCAGUCCAAGGCGUAAACAAAGAUCCUCCAAUCGCUAAUGGAGAAAUAUGUAAAGUAGAUGAGAAGGAGAAGCCUACAGAAGUAUCACUGAGGGGAUUUGGACACAGAGACUCGGCUUAUACUCUGACCAACAUCUACAUAUUCCCAUUAAAUCAUGUGGAGCCUACGAGGGUCCACGACUGGCCGGUGGGACCGCUGGGUUUACUGUAUGACAGAAGCUGGAUGGUGGUGAGGAACGGCGUGUGCCUGAACCAGAAGAGAGAGACGCGUUUAUGCCUCAUUCGCCCACAAGUCCACCUCCCCUCAAACAACUUGCUCCUGCAGGCGUCAGGGAUGGAUACCAUUUCGGUUCCCUGGAAAAACAACGCUCAAACGCACAUGAGCUAUCGUGUGUGUCAAAGUAAAGUUUGUGGUGACAGGGUGGAGACUGUCGACUGUGGGGAUGAGGCUGCAUCGUGGCUUUCAGACUCUGGACAGCCAUGCCGCCUGAUAAGACAAAGUCCAGACUUUACCCGAGACAUGAAGAAGAGGCCUAGAGGAGCUGCCACCUCCACAUCCCUCUCCCUGGUGAAUGAGGCUCAGUAUCUCAUGAUCAACCGUGCCAGUGUGGAGCUCAUUCAGAAACUAAUGAGCAGCAGGCAGGACGACUCCGAGGGCGAUCAGCUCCUUGACACACAGAAUGUCAUUAGCCGCUUCCGAGCCAAUUUAGUCAUCGCUGGAGAAGAACCAUUUGAGGAGGAUAAUUGGCCACACUUGAUUAUUGGCAACACUCGAUUCGUGGUCGCAGGUCAUUGUGGACGGUGCCAGAUGAUUGGAGUAGACCAGGAGACUGGGACCAAAACAAAAGAGCCGCUAAUGUCUCUGUCGACCUACCGCAAUGGGAAGGUCACUUUUGGUGUGUACCUGACCCAUCAGCUACCAGAGGGCUCCACUAAACCCAGUGUCCUCUCUGCUGGUUCCCUGAUACAGCCAGAGCCACACAGCUCUUGAUCUUCAUCAUCCUCUUUAUUUAUUGUGGUGACAUAAAGAUCACCUGUCAAACACUGUGGGGAGUUUCUAUAGAAGCUUCUCUUUUAAUUGUCUGUGUAGCCCCAGUGGCUUUUGUCCUCUCAAGUGUCCAUUUCAUACCAUCAGAUUUUAUUCUAUCCAAGUCUGUGUUGAUGGGAAAUGAUGGUAUUUUUCACUCCCAAUGAUUAUGUUUUUAAAAUGUGUGCAAUAAAGUGGAUGUGAAAUAUUAA